Messenger RNA from Dentiscutata erythropus, 545 nucleotides. Lineage: Eukaryota; Fungi; Glomeromycota; Glomeromycetes; Diversisporales; Gigasporaceae. The record is from the annotation of a GenBank genome assembly.
ACACAAUUGUCACUACCGCUUCAGCUACUUCUCGCAGACAGGAUCUCGAUGACAACUGGGCCACUAAUUUUAUAAGAGAGGCGAGAAAACGUGGCGAAGAUUUAAAUAAUAAGGUUAGUGAAGAUCGAAAACGUUAUGAUUUCGAGGAUUAUUGGAACGAUGUAAUUAAUGAGUGUAAAAUAAGACGAGAUAUUUCAGAGCGUAAAGUAGAAAAAGAACGUAUUCUUUAUGAUCUUUCGAAAAUAAAUAAUGAGAUAAAAAUGAAAGAAGAUGAGCUUACCAGAAUUUUGAAUAAACAGAAAAUACACCCCAAAGAUAGUUCAAAUUUAGAUGAAGAUUUGAUUGUGCAAUUGUUCUCUGCAAUUGAAAAAGAUUUGAUUGCUAUACAAUCUUCUAUUCAAAGAAAAGCACCUAAAUUACCCUGGCAACGUAAUCCCCGGAAUAAAGAGAGGAUUAAUUAUAAUAUAGAAUCUUUAUUGAAAAAAUCCAUAUUCGGAAAAGCAGAAAAAGAAAAAGAGUCUGCUCAAGAAGUUGUCCUAUACAUU